AUGCUCAUCCUCAUCGUCUUCCUCAUCGUCCUCUCCGCCUACUUCGCCUACCUCCUCUGCUGCUACGCCGUCCUCGAGGGCCCCAUCGGCCGCUCCAUCGGCCGCUCCACCGCCCGCUCGCUCCACCGACUCGCCUCCCCUCCUCCCCGCGGCCUCGACCCCGCCGUCGUCGAGACCUUCCCGACCGCCGCCUACUCCGCCGUGAAGGGGCACCGGAUCGGCGACGCAUCACUGGGGUGCGCCGUGUGCCUGGAGGACUUCGAGGAUGGGGACGUGCUCCGCCUGAUCCCCGAGUGCGACCACGCCUUCCACCCCGACUGCAUCGGCGCGUGGCUCGCCUCCCACACCUCCUGCCCCGUCUGCCGCGCCCACCUCGCGUCGCGGCCCGCCGGCGACUUGGAAAGUCAACAGGCCGAGUCGAGCACCGAGGUGGAGGUGAUCGUCGAGGCGGCUUCGCCGGAUGCCAGCACGCCGGAGAGGAGCCAGCGAGAAGGCGGAGGAGAGGGAAUCCAGCUGCCAGGACCAUGGGACAUGAACGAGAGCGGCAGUUUCAGCUAUUGCGAUCGGAGACGUGGCUUCGGCAUGAUGCCGAGGUUUCCUCGCUCGCACUCGACUGGGCACUCGCUGGUCCGACCGGGGAGGACACCGAACGUUUCGCGCUGCGGCUGCCGGCCGAGGUGA
Eucalyptus grandis is the source of this 681-nucleotide messenger RNA. Its product is annotated as E3 ubiquitin-protein ligase ATL6-like. Bases 1 to 681 code for a protein of 226 amino acids. The record is from RefSeq and is a predicted model, not a curated record. Lineage: Eukaryota; Viridiplantae; Streptophyta; Magnoliopsida; Myrtales; Myrtaceae. The transcript has a single exon.